This is a messenger RNA of Thalassophryne amazonica, 9953 nucleotides long. RefSeq names its product helicase with zinc finger (gene helz). Gene Ontology annotation, biological process: regulatory ncRNA-mediated post-transcriptional gene silencing. NCBI's taxonomy places the organism in Eukaryota, Metazoa, Chordata, Actinopteri, Batrachoidiformes, Batrachoididae. Gene Ontology annotation, molecular function: protein binding; helicase activity; metal ion binding. Gene Ontology annotation, cellular component: cytosol; P granule. The transcript is spliced from 33 exons. The record is from RefSeq and is a predicted model, not a curated record. The coding region runs from base 73 to 6132 and encodes 2019 amino acids.
UGCUUUGCGAUGGUCUGACAAGUGGAUCCAAGAUGGCGUAGAAAGUGAAGCUAGAUGUUUUCUCCCUAAGUCAUGGCGGACAGGAGAGCGGAGAAGUCAUGUGAAGAAGCCAGCAGGUCGUUAGCCAGGCGGGAGUACGAGGCAGCAGUCAGCCACAGCACAGAUGCUCUGGUGGUCCUUGGACCCCAUGCGCCUUCCUCCGGAGCGCCUGUCUCACAGAGCCCUCCAUCCGCUGUCACUGCCAGACCCAUCCGCAACCGUGCCCUGCUCUACCGAAUUGCUGCCUUCCUGCAGCUGAAAAACUAUGAUGAAGCAGAUGAAGACUGCAAACAUGUCCUGGCAGAAGAGAUUGCUAGUGGAGAUGGGUUGCUACAGGCCGGCCUGCGCUCCAUGAAGUUGGAUGGUAGCCUGCAGGAGGUGGCCGGCAUCCUCUCAAAGGCCUUGUAUGGAGAACCGCUGAAUGGCAUUGUCACAAAAGACCUCACCAGAUUAAAGAUGCUCUUCUCAGAAAUAGAGGCUGUAAAUAGGGAGAUGGUGCCAGAAUACACAGAAGACCAGGAGGAAGAGGUCCAAGAUGGUUGGCAGUUCCGCCCUCCUCCUCGAGGUGUCACUAGCAGUGAAGAGUACACCCUCUGUAAAAGGUACUUGGAGCAGGGUCUGUGUCGAUACGGAGCCCAGUGUACAUCGGCCCACUCACAGGAAGAGCUGAUGGAGUGGCAGAAGCGCUAUGCGUCACGCCUCAUUCGCCUCAAACAGCAGCAGGAAAGCAAACAUUUCACAGAAAACUACAUGGAGACUCUGAUAGAGAAGUGGAUGAACUCUCUGUCCCCUGAGAAAGUGCUAAGUGACUGUUUAGAAGGAAUGACUGUAGAAACCAGCUCCAACCUCUCUGUUACUGUCAACACCAAAAAAUCCUCCCACUCCUGGACCUUCUCCUUGUUUUGCAAGCCUGCCAAAAAGCUGUACCGUAUUGCCCUGCUCUACGAUGCACACAGACCACACUUCUUUAUUACGGGUGUAUCAGCAGGGGAGAGGCUCCAGACUCUUCCCAAAGGUUGUCAGGAGUGGACUUCAGGAGAGGACAUAUCAGUGACACCAGAUAAUGGUCUUGACCACUGUGUCUACAGUGUCGCAGUGGGCUUCAGCACAGAGAUAUUUGGUACAUUCAGGCAGACCGUUGUUUUUGAUUUCGGCACAGAGCCUGUAUUGAUGCAGAGGAUUAUGGUUGAUGCUGCCUCCAUUGAAGACCUAGAACACUUGAUGGCAGCCAGACAGCAGCUCUUAAUAACGGCAAAGCGCUGGGACUCUUCUUGCAAAACCAUUGUACUGUUCAGUCCCAAUGAGACAAUGGCUGACUUGGAACGUAGCCUCCUUUCCCGUUACCAGAUUCCACUAUCCGCUGACCAGCUUUUCACCCAGUCUGUGCUGGAUAAGACCUUGACCAAAGACAAUUACCAGGCUCGACUUCAUGACCUUCUCUACAUCGAGGAGAUCGCGCAAUAUAAGGAAGUUAGCAAGUUUAACAUCAAAGUAAACCUCCAGUUGGUCACAAGCUUUAUGUUGACUGGCAUUUCUGUUGGUGCCAAAUAUGCCCAAAAUGGACAGCUGUUUGCACGCUUCAAGCUCACAGAGACACUAUCUGAGGAUACACUGGCAGGUAGACUAGUGAUGACCAAGGUGAAUUCAGUCCUGUUGCUGCCGCUGGCUCGUGAGGGGCUCAGUAGACAACCACCUCCUGGGGUCAAAGAACAUGUGUAUGAGGCCGUGAUUGAAGAGAAGACCAAGGAGUACAUCUUCUUAAGAAUCUGCAAGGACUGCUGUGAGGAGCUAGGGCUACAGCCUGACCGAGAAAUACAGGUGGAGCUCCAGUUUCAGCUGAACAGACAGCCACUCUGUGAGAUGCACUAUGCUCUGGAUCGCAUCAAAGAUAAUACCAUCCUUUUUCCAGAUGUUAGCCUUGUCCCCAAAAUCCCCUGGAGUCCCAACAGGCAGUGGGAUGAGCAAAUGGAUCCUCGUCUCAACGCUAAGCAGAAAGAAGCUAUUCUGGCCAUUACAACACCCAUUUCAAUCUCUCUGCCCCCAAUCCUCAUCAUUGGGCCCUACGGCACUGGGAAAACCUUCACCCUGGCACAGGCUGUCAAACACAUUCUCCGUCAGGACAGCAGCAGAGUCCUGAUCUGCACUCAUUCCAACAGUGCAGCCGACCUUUACAUUAAGGACUAUCUUCAUCCUUAUGUUGAAGCAGGCAAUCCACAUGCCAGACCUCUCAGGGUAUACUUCAGGAACCGCUGGGUGAAGACGGUCCACCCAGUGAUCCAGCAGUACUGUCUCAUCUCCAGCACACAGGUCACUUUCCAGAUGCCCACAAAGGAUGACAUCCUCAGGCACCGUGUGGUUGUGGUUACCCUUAGCACCUCCCAAUACCUCUGCCAGCUCGACUUGGAGCCUGGAUUCUUCACCCAUAUCCUAUUGGAUGAAGCAGCCCAGGCUAUGGAGUGUGAAACCAUCAUGCCUUUUGCUCUAGCUACCAAGAUCACACGCAUUGUGUUGGCUGGAGACCACAUGCAGCUCAGUCCUUUUGUGUACAGUGAGUUUGCGCGGGAGCGUAACCUUCAUGUGUCACUACUAGACCGACUGUAUGAGCACUAUCCCCCAGAAUUCCCCUGUCGCAUCCUCCUGUGCGAGAACUACCGCUCCCACGAAGCAAUCAUCAACUACACCUCAGAGUUAUUUUAUGAUGGGAAGUUGAUGGCAAGUGGGAAGCAGCCCUCCCAUAAGGACUUCUAUCCUCUCACCUUCUUCACAGCCAGAGGUGAAGAUGUUCAGGAGAAGAACAGCACUGCCUACUACAACAAUGCUGAGGUGUUUGAAAUUGUUGAACGAGUGGAGGAAUUGCGUAAGAAGUGGCCAGUGGCUUGGGGCAAGUUGGAUGAGGGCAGCAUUGGUGUGGUGUCACCGUACGCCGACCAAGUGUUCCGCAUACGUGCUGAGCUCCGAAAGAAGAGGAUGCAUGAGGUCAGCGUAGAAAGAGUACUCAAUGUCCAAGGUAAACAGUUCCGGGUGCUGUUCCUGAGUACAGUGCGCACGCGACAUACCUGCAAGCACAAGCAGACAGCCAUCAAGCGUAAAGAGCAGCUCGUUGAGGAUUCAACAGAAGACCUGGACUAUGGAUUCCUGUCCAACUACAAGCUAUUGAACACAGCCAUUACCAGAGCCCAGUCUCUGGUGGCAGUUGUGGGAGACCCCAUAGCACUGUGCUCUGUUGGGCGCUGCAGAAAGUUCUGGGAGCAUUUCAUUUCCAUCUGCCAUGAAAAUUCAAGCCUACAUGGCAUCACAUUUGAGCAGAUCAAAGCUCAGCUGGAAGCCCUGGAGCUCAAGAAGACCUAUGUUUUAAAUCCACUGGCCCCAGAGUUCAUCCCUCGAGCCCUGAGACCUCUGCAAGUGCAUCACCCUGUUCACCCUUCACAGGCCUUCCACUCCCACCAUCAUCCACACCCUCAGCAACCUCAACCAGCCUCCAACAAACAAGGCCCACAGCAACAACAACAGCAGCAGCAGUCACCCCCAAAGGGAAAACAUGCAAACCACACAGAGCACCUUCCACCAGAAGGAUAUGUUCAACCUAACUCGGCAGUGCUGAUGGGCAACCCGAUUCGAGCGUUCAGUCCACCUUUGAGUGGGACAACAGCUGGCAUGGGCAAGUCGCCCAGCCCUGUUCAGAAGAUCGAUCCUCACACAGGAGCCAGCAUCCUCUACGUUCCAGCCGUGUAUGGUGGAAACAUGGUCAUGCCUAUGCCUCUUCCUUUACCCUGGCAUGGUUACCAGAAUCGCUUUGCUGUGGACCCUCGCAUCAUUAAUCAUCAGGCAGCCAUGGCCUACAAUUUCAAUCUGUUGCAGGCCCAAAAUCGUGGCUCUCCCGUCCCUUAUAGCGGAGUGACACACCCCUCACCCCUUGGAAUGGGCCAUCCCAGCCCUGACAAAGAGCUACAGGCAGACUCAAUCAGAAAUGGUAAAUUAGAAAUGGGUCCAAAAUCAGAACAGAAUCAUCUUCAAACAGCAGAGAGAAAGUCCUCAGAUCUGAAGGGAAAACAGGGAGAUUUAGAUACAGGUCAAAGUCGAAAUCUAGAUUCACAAGCAGAUGGACUGGUAGGAUUCCCUAGUGCAUUGCUUCAUCGAAAAGAUCCAUCAGCUGCUCAGAGAUCCCUCAAUUACCACCUGGCACCACCAAAUCCAGCUUUUCCUGCACCCCCUGCCAAUGGAAGAGCUUUCCUCCAACAGUAUCCAGUCUCCAGAAUUUACCGGGUUAACCAGCCUCAACACACAGGGAUGGCUCAACAGAAUCAUCAUCAUCAGCAGCAGCAUCUUACUAAUGCCUAUGCUGGUGGUGGCCACAGUGCUUCCUUCUUCAGUGUUCCCGUAGCCCCCCACAGAGCUGUUCAGUCUCCUACUUCAGAAAGGUCAGAGUCUGGAGCAGUGGAGGAGAUGGGAAGCUCCAUGAGGACUCCUAGAGCACAACCAGCUGGUCAACACCCAGGGCUUUCACAGAAUAACAGGGUCAACAGCUUUGGAGAGGAUGGACAUAAUGGAAUCCUGGGAGAUAAUCUGGAUCUCCAAGCUCCUAUGGUUCUUGAGGCUUUGAGCCAGCAGCAGCAGCAACAGCAGCAAGUGGCUAGGCUGGGCCAAUGGGGAGAGCCAGCUGGCCCUUUUGUCCAGGGCAGCGUAGCAUUCCCUUUGCCGCAGCAGCUCCCCCACCUUGCUCAGCCUGGUAUGACUCGCUUUCCUCAUCAACUGAUCCAAGCAGCUAGCUGGGGCCUCAAUGCCAAUAUAGAUGAUGAAGCUGUUCCUUCUGCCCCCACUGGGCCACCGUUUUCCAGGUACCCAGGCCUUUUAAGGGAGAUCCCACCACAGGACCAGGCUGAAUCUAGGGAAUCCCCUGAAAUACAACCUCCUCCACAAUCUCGUCUUCUUCAGUACCGCCAGGUUAAAUCCCACUCCCGUGCCUCAGGUGACAAUUCAUCCUCUUUAGCCACCAACUCAAAUCAUGCUGGCCCCUUUCCUUCUGGAGCGUACGCCCAUGACAAUGGUCAAGAGCUCCAUAAUGACAGUCUCCUGAACAAUCCAGCUCUGCAACAGCAGCACCCUGGGAACUCUAUUUAUAAUACUGGUAGCUACCCACAUCAGCCACCAGCUCAUUCUGCCAGCCCCCCUCCCUCCCAGAUCAAAUACCUUCUGCAAGAGGCCCAGUGGUCCCAUGGUGGAGCUGCACCAGUGAGCCCACCGCAGCAGAACCACCUGCUGGGGAACCAGGGCCAAAACCUUCCUUAUGGGCUGCCCAUCAUGCCCCACCCUAGCAGACAGGAGCAAGCCCACUUGAUGCAAUUGCACCAUCAGCACCAGCAACAAUCACAUCAACAGAGUCGAGGUCCAGAGCAGGAAUCUUUCCAUCCACUGUCCCCCAGAACAUCUUCAGCGGCAGAACUUCACAGUGUAGAUGAGUAUGAACCCAGAGGUCCAGGGCGGCCUCUCUAUCAGCGCCGCAUUUCCUCCAGCUACCCAGAUGAACCAUUUCUAGCCAACAGCCACAAUUCUUUGCCCCAGCAGGCCCAACCCUCACAUCCCCAGGAGCAUCCGCAUCCACACAUACAGCAUCAUCAGCACCAACAUGGCCCCUACGGUUACCCUUCACAUGAUCUCUGGCCUGCCAAUGGUGGGGGUCCUGGUCCGUUCCGGAACAUUCCAUGUAAUGGAGCCGGGACACUCACUCAGCACCGGGAGCUUUUAGCUUCCAAGGCACUUCGUCAGACAGAAGAGCAGAUGAAGGCCGAGGGCACAGCAGCCCAGCAGACACACCCGCACUCCCCCAACUCUCUGCAACACCUUGGACAGUUUCCCCCUCUCAUGCCCAACAACAAGCAGCAACAGCCACCAGCUCCUGCAGAGCCCAGCCAAGGAGCUCACAAUUUAAGCAAACCACCCACCAUGUCCUAUGCCAGUGCUCUGCGAGCUCCCCCAAAGCCACGAGCAGUUCGCCCUGAUCAGAUGAAAAAGAACAGCAAUCCUCUUUCGCUUUUACAAGAGCUGAGUAUAGGAAGUUCAAAUGGUAGCAAUGGGUACUACUCCUACUUCAAGUGAGUGUCAUUUCCCCUCUAUAAAAUAUAUAUAUAUAUAUAUAUAUAUGUAAAAAAAAAAAAAAAGGAAAAAGAAAAAAAAAAACAGUAAAACGGUAUUCAAAAAAACAACAAAAAACAUAAAACCCAGAAAAACAAAACAAAAGAGUUCAAAGUACACAUACAGAUUUGUUUCAAAGUAGUCUUGUUUUCUGCUUUUUCUUUCAUUUUAACAUUUUUAAAUCAUCUUUUCUCCUGUUUCACAUAUCUGUGAAGAAAAUAAGUAUAUAUAAUGAAUACAUUACUAGUAUAUAUAUACAUACUCACUAUGUAUAUAUGAAUAUAUACUUAUAUUAUCUACACUUGUAUAUGUACGUAAUGCUAAAAAGCUAUAAAUUUUUUAUUUUAUUUUUUUUUUAAGAAAAGAUUUGGUUGUCCAUUUAGCUACCUGCAUAUUUUUACUCAUUGAAGUCUGUUUUGUUGAUUAUGUUGGAUAUUAUGAAGUUUUCCCUUUUAUUUUUGAGUGAACUUUCUGUGUUGAUUUUCAUACUACUGUAGUUGUGGUAACAGACAAAAGCUAAGUGGUCAACUGACUCAAACUACAUGGAACAGUGUAUAGAAGUAGAUAAAAAAAUUUUCCUCUAAUCUGUACAUAUAAAGAAAAUAAAUGACUGAAUUGUAUGCUUCAGACAUGUCCUUAAAUUCCUAUGACGCUAACAUUUACAUUCUGAGAGCUUUUCUGUUUCUCAUCACCCACGUGUGGCAGUCACAACCCAUGAUCUACAAGUAAAUGUGAUUCUUCUUUACUGAGAAAUAAUACAAAUACUGAUUUCAUAUUCAACUUUGCACCAGUGUGGCAGCAGCAUGAAUAGUGUGAACAUUACAUAACAGCAGCAAACAGCUCCUUCUUUAUUUUAAUGCACAGACAAAAUCAGAUUCUUCAGAUAACCUUGAUCCAAACUAUGGUCCUUGUGCUCAGUCCUGAUGGUUUUUUUGGUUGGUUGGUUGUUUUUUUGAAGUGGAGACUUUUAUGAUGGUUAGUUUUCAACGCGUGUCAAAAUGUCAACAAAAUGUUUGCCUGGAUAAACUGGUGUAGUAGCUACUGUGGAUCAGAAAUGUGAUUUAUGUUGCUGAUGGAUGCAGAGUGUUCUAAAAGCUGCAGUCAGAGGGUUUGUGAAAGUGGAGAAGGCGCCGAGGUCAGAGCAGCGUGUUGAAAUCAAACGUGUGAAUCUCUGCUGCCAGGCUCCAGAUGUUUGAUUAUUUUCAGUUAAAAUGUGAGCUUCAUUAAUAAAUUCAGAGUAUAAUCACAAAACUUGAACAAUGACUCAAGACCAGACGACUAUCAGGUUUUUUUUUCUUGUUUCAAACGGUGUUGAUCUUUGUCACAUUGAUUCUGCAGCUGUAACAAACUGUUUUACUUGUUUCGAUUUUGCUAGGAUUAAGCCUUUUAAGAGUACAUUUGAGAAAUUCUUUUUUGAAAGUGAAUUGCUGUUGUGAAAAUGGAUCAUUUGAUUCUAUACACAUCUUUUGUUCUUCAAAAUUAUGAAGGUUAUCUUUUCUACUUGUCAGGCAAUAUCUAUAUGCCAACAAAUGGCAAUAGUUAUUAUGGUAUUAUUACGUGACGUUUGGUGACUGGACUACGGUAUUAAUUAGUGUUUCCAAAGAGGUUAAACAUUUUAUUUCGACCAUCACCUGAAGGAGGUUUGUUGCAGGUGCCUGGAGUGAUCAAAGUUUUUUGGCUUCAUUUAAAAGGUAGUUUCUUGUAAUAUUCAAAGUCAGAAGUUCUUCAGGUGUCGAAUUCCAUUUACCAAUAAAUGGUCAUUCUAAACUAUUAUGGCAGCCUCCAAAAUAAUCCCCAUAUCUGUUCAAGUGUUUUAAGUAUUUUGGAUUGUAAUGUAUGGAAGUUGUUCACAAUUCUCUGAUCUAAUUAGUUGUAUUACAGCAUGUAUACUGACAUAAUAACAUGAGGAAUUUUUAACAUUUAUUUUAAACAGCAGUUGUAAAAUGAGCCAAGAGCAGAGGGUUGGCAGAAUCCGAGAUCUCGGCAUGCACUUGUGACUGCGGAGGGCCUCUUUUAAUUUAAAAGUAAAUUUUGCAGUGUAGCAAGCAUUCAUGUUUGCAUUGCAGCCUUAUCAUUGUUGACCACGUAACAGCUGUGUAGCUACUUGCACAUGAAUUUAAUUUGUAAAACUAAAUUAUGGAACACUGAAACCAUAAUGAAUUUUAAGUAGAAUUGCUCCCUUGUAGGUUAAAUAUGCUGCCAGUGUUUUUUCUUUUUUCUUCAUUCAGUGCUUGGGUCCUGUUGUAUGUAAUUAAGUAGUUGUUACACACCACUGCCAUAUCUGCUAAUUUGAAAUUUCCAUAUGGCAUUCACUGUUAAAUCUUUGUGGAGGGGUUAUUCACUCGAAUGCUGAUACCCCAUGGCUAAUAACUUGUAGUAGAUGUGGACAGUCAGAAAACAGCUAUGUUUUAAUUGAGUUUUGACAUUGUAGUUCCAAAAAUUAAGAUUUUUGACAUGGAGAAAAACAACAGUUGUAAAUAUGCAUUUUCUAGGUAUUUACAAACUUUAGGAGCACCUCAAUUUUGUAGAAGCUGUUCCAAAAAGAGGUGUGCCCUUUUUAAUUAUGCAAAUUCACAAAAAUGAAAUGGAAUUCUAGAAAUGGACUUUAAAAAAAAACAAAAAAAAACAGUAGCUACAUCUACACAGUUGUAACUUUUUACUUUUUUUAUGUUUCAGGCUGAUUUGACAGUUUAUAUUAGACCUGUAUAAGACAACGUAUUUCACUGUACAAUACAUAUUAACCAUAUGUUGCUGGAUUAGUUGUUUUGUCACUUCUAUACAAUCAACACAUUUUUUUAAUGUGAAGUUUUCAUGCAUGUGAGAUGACCUGACUGCUUUUUAUUAUUCUUGUUUUAACAGUUUGUAUUGAUUUGUGGAUAUAUAUUUAAAAGAAGACAUUUUGUUCAACCUGCAGAGUCACAUCUUUUAGUUUAUUUGUGUACAAUAAUUUGACAUUAUCAACAAACCUAUGAUAAUAUUUUACUAACAUGUCAAUCAAAUAUGUAAUAGUCACGUUUGGGUUUUUUUUUUAUGUUUGUUUGUUUUUUCUUCCUCCUCCCCUUUCCCCCGGCUGCUAUUUAGCAAGGUUAUAGGUGAGGUUGCUCCCUAGUAUGUGUCUCAUUUACAAGCUUUUGGAUAUUUUUAUUUGGGGGGAAUCCACAAAACAGAAUGGCAAAUCUCUUUAAGAUUGUGCAAUACUAAUAUUUCACUGCUUUUAACUGAUGAUUAUUUGAAGUGGAAGAGAUUGAGCCAAAGACAUUUUUAAGGUUUUUUUGUUGUUUUUGUUUUUUGUUUUUGUAUAGCGCUUCGUUAAUGUCUGAACUGUUUCGAAAUUAUUAAUUUUUACUUUUUUCAUGAAAUGGUUAAGAUGCUCUCACCAUCUAAUGUUCUUCACACACAUUAUGUGAGUUUGAUCAUCUCUUGAAGCCAUUUUGCAUUGCUUUGGAAGAUCAGGCAUGCUAAGGCUGCUUGCGCAACGCACAUAAUGGGAGCAACCUUGUGCCCAGUCAGUAAAGAGCACUGUGUUGAGCCUUGUGUAAAUGCCCCAUCUCUCUGUUAUCUGUUUGCUCUCCCAUCAUACUCCCUUGCAGCUGUGAAUCAAUGGUGCUCCCAGUCCUCCUAGUCCAUUGAUGCCUCCCUUGUGGGUACAAAAUAAUGAAUUGUUCCAUUUCACUUGUCUUCAUUUCAAUGGGUGGUGGCUAUAAUAACAGAUUUAGGCUGUUUCCGAAGUUAACUUUCUUUUCUUUUUUUUAUUUUUCUCUAUUAAAGUGUUUUUAUUGAAAUCU